UAGCCACGUGUCAUAUAUUCCAAUUGUCAUCAUCUUGAAAUGCCAUGUUGGCAGUGAAUAAAAACCCUUGGCUCAUCGCAAUUGUCGUGUUGACGCAGAAGAGAGUUCCAGGUUGGCUAAACCACUUUCGGACAUAACCCCAAAAACUCCUCCAACUCCCCUCUAUAUAUACAUAUAUAACCAACUUUUGACACCCCAUACCUUCCAUUUUCUUUGCCAACGUUUUAUCUUCCAAGAAAAAAACUAGUUUUUGUAACUGAAAAAACCAAACAAAACAUUCUUUUUUCUUGUUUCUUUUCUUACAUCUUAUAAAUCUUUGUUCUCUUGUUUCAAAUGGAUUUGUUUGUUUCAUACACUUUAGUCUUAUUACAUUUUAAGCUUAAUUAGGGCUGUCAUAGAGUAGCUAAUAUAAUUUCUUUGACAUUUGUCCCAAUACUUCAACGAAGCUUUAAUCAGGUUCAUUGAAAAAGGAAGAAGAAAACCAUGUUGGAAGACAUGAUUCAUCCACCGGAACAGCAGCUUCCCAUUGAUGAUAUACCAAGCCCGAUUAGUGGUCCAAUUUUUUAUUUUUCUUAUACUGAUCUUUUCUCAGACGCCCUGCAAAACUCUGAGGUUGCUUCCUCGAAUUGUUGCUAUGAUGAGAACUCUUCAUAUGGCAAUAAUCUUACCAUACCACCAGACAUUGAAACACUACAUGGCUACAAAGAUAACAAUGGAAAUACUAACUCAGCCACCCCCACUGCCACCAGUGCUACCACCAACGCCACCACAACCGCCAUAGCUGCCACUAACAAUAACAAUAGCAAUCUGUCCAUAAUCUUUGAUUCUCCAGAUGAGAUUGACAAUGACAUUUCUGCUUCUAUAGACUUUUCUCAAUCCCCUUCUUUUUCUGUCCCUCCAUUUCUAACUCAACAAGACCAAUUUGACCUAUCUUUAGUGCAAUCUCAAAUCCAAUUAGCUGAUGUUGCAGCUGAUGGGUUCUCUCAGUACACUGCUGACCCUGUUGCCCAUCUUAUGGGGCCGCCGUUACCAUCUGUUUUUGAUGAAGAUUGCUUGUCUUCGGUGCCUUCUUAUGUACCUUUAAAUCCUUCAUCUCCUUCUUGCUCUUUUCUUGGUCCUGCCAUGACUACUUUCAUGCCUGCUGGGGCCAUGACUGCUGCAUUAUCUGCUGAUACUACUGGGAUUUUCGCUGGAAGCAUUCUUAUGGGCUCUGAACUGCAACCACAAGACCUGGAAUAUCAGGGUGAUAAUGCUGGAAUUUUCUGUCCAGAUUCAGUGCAACGAGUUUUUAACCCUGGAGAUUUACAGGCCCUCAGCAGUGACAGUUUACAACUGGUGGGAGCAGCAGCCAGCUCUACUCCUUUAGCAUCAGAGAUCUCAAGUUUGGAAGAUUCAACUUUCAACAAAGUUGGAAAACUUUCUGUUGAACAAAGGAAGGAGAAAAUCCAUAGGUACAUGAAGAAAAGGAAUGAAAGGAACUUCAGCAAGAAAAUCAAGUAUGCCUGCCGCAAGACAUUAGCCGAUAGCCGACCUCGAGUUAGAGGAAGAUUUGCAAAGAAUGAUGAUUUUGGAGAGACCCCUAGGCAAGCUUGUAGCAAUCAUGAAGAAGAUGAUGAUGAUGAAGUUGUUGUGAAAGAAGAGGAAGACAUGGUUGAUUCCUCAGAUAUUUUUGCUCACAUUAGUGGUGUCAACUCCUUCAAAUGCAAUUACCCAAGCCAGUCCUGGAUUUGAAUAUAGUUUCAUUAACAACAAGUCUACCACAAUUUUGCAGACCCCUGUUUCAGACAGGAUUUCUCCACCUGAGUUUGAUCUAAAAAAAAAAACAACAAAAAGGAAAAAGAAGAAUAAUCGAAUCCUAUGGUAUGCAAAUAAUCAAGUCAGGAUACUAUAGACAGUGAAUAAAACUGUAAUUUUUGUAGAUAUGUAUAUCACCCUCCCUGUAUCUUCAAUGUCUAUGAUCAGCACAAUUGACAAUCCUAUGGCAUCCGGCAUCCCCAACUUGCCAGAAAUCACUGGUUGAAGAAAUUACAUCAUGUUAGAUUGUGAGUUGAAACAAAUGCUCUUAUUGUGGAA
Molecule: messenger RNA, 2073 nt
Organism: Durio zibethinus
Lineage: Eukaryota; Viridiplantae; Streptophyta; Magnoliopsida; Malvales; Malvaceae
Biological process (GO): regulation of flower development
Cellular component (GO): nucleus
Molecular function (GO): protein binding; DNA-binding transcription factor activity
Source: RefSeq, a predicted model, not a curated record